Messenger RNA from Carassius gibelio (silver crucian carp), 817 nucleotides. Its product is annotated as BLOC-1-related complex subunit 7-like. Gene Ontology annotation, cellular component: BORC complex. The coding region runs from base 36 to 347 and encodes 103 amino acids. Lineage: Eukaryota; Metazoa; Chordata; Actinopteri; Cypriniformes; Cyprinidae. The record is from RefSeq and is a predicted model, not a curated record. The transcript is spliced from 5 exons.
AAAUUGUCCCUCGCCUGGUGCCGUAGUAAACAGUGAUGGCUUCCUCCGAGACGCAGCCUCGCUUCGGUCAAUCUGUUAAAGGUUUAUUGUCUGAUAAAGUCACUUCUUGCAGUGGAGACGUGAUCGCUCUAACCCGUCAGAUGUUGAAAGGAUCCAGGAGCCAAGAACUACUCAGUCAGGCAGCGAGAAAUAUGGUAAUUCAAGAAGAUGCAAUUCUGCAUUCUGAAGAUAGUCUGCGGAAGAUGUCUAUUAUAACAACCCACUUGCAGUAUCAGCAAGAGGCCAUUGAAAAGAAUGUAGAACAUUCCAGAACCCUGCAGGACCAGCUCAAACACUUGAUGAGAUAAUGUUGCCCUUAUAACAACAUGCUGUGAAUAUUGCAUUAUUUUGUUUUUCAUUUAUUUUUUUUCUUUUAAAAAGUCGAUCAAAUCUUUUUUUUUUUUUUUUGAGACUGCAAAUUAUAGCUUAUUGCAUAGCAGAUUGAAAGAAAAGAAAGAUUGUUUCCAGUAUUCAUAUUUGUCUUUUGAAAUGAUACAACGUCAAAUGUCAAAACAAAAUGCUCUGUUUUUGUCUAUUUGCUUUUAGACUUUUAAAUCUUGUAUAGUGGAAAUUUCCCAAUUUACUGUACGAAUUGUAUUUUCCUGUUAAUUUAUUUAUGUCUUGUUUUAUGUUGUUAUUUUUGUUCCAGAUUUACUUGAAUAUAUUUGUAUAAAAUCGAAUCACAGAAGCACAGAAUCGUUUCUGCACAUUUUGUUUUAGUUCUUGGAGCAGCUUUAUCAAAUGUUUGUGGAAAACUAAAGUAAAUGAAUGAAACGUG